AUGUCACAAGAUAUAAGUCGUUUGACUCGAUCGCCAUCGCCCCUGCAAUAUGCUGCCUCUGAUUGUGGGGAUAAUAAUUCGGCGACAGGGAAUUCAAGCGAUCGUUGUUUGUCCCCCCAAAGUCCGACAGCAUUUGCCACGCCACACGAAGAACACCAACAACAUCAUCAACUGCCCACUCUCAAGUCUCACUUGUUGGAUGUUUUGCACCGCUCUGACAAUGCGCAGGAGGGAAAAUUCUCCGCCGCACAAGAUGUUGAGCCUAUGAGAGACAUAGAGUCAGGUGCGCUCAAUUUGACCAGUGAAAGUUCUCGACAAAGCUUACAAUCGCCAUCGCCGUCUUUGAAGUCGUUGCGCGCCAGUCGUACGUCACCAGCAAUAACAACCGGUGAUUCUGCGGCUGUGCCCCUCUCUAACAACACAUAUCCCAUGCCAAACUUCUCAACACAACAGGCCCAAUUGGCUGCGGCGGCGAGCGCAAGCCUGAGCCUAGGUAGUCCGCUAUUUUCCCUCCCGCUCAGCACAUCGAUUUCCCCGCAAGACUUCACGCAGUUCCAGCAAGCGUUGCAACAACAGCAGACCGCUUUGCAUCAGCAGUUCCAAAAUUAUAUCGAUAUAUUGCGCAGCGGUGCGUUAGGGAUACCGCCCGAUGAUCCAAGCAUGGCCACUCAAGUCGCCGCAGCACAGUUCCUAUUUCACAGUCGCAUUCAAGCGCUCACACAAGCCACGCAACAGUUACAAUCACUGCAGAAGCAGCAGGAGCUGCAAAAACAGCCGCAUCUCCAUGCAUCACAACAGCAACCAUUAGAAGAAACGCCGAAAUCUCGCAGUAUGCACACUUCUACGCCCACUCACACGCCCUUACAUAGUCCGGCAUCAUCGCCGUUGCCACUCCACACGAAUUUCAAUACCAGCACCCACAGUCAAAUAACGCCGCCCAAUCCAGGCACUAGCCUCAAGGUCAGCGGGAUACUUACACCGAACACUAUCAGUGGAGCCCCACAAACUCCCCAAAUGCUAAAACAUGCUGCUGGUGCGGCUCAGCGUUUAGGCGGUGAACCGUCGCCGGAAGAGACUACCGAUCUUGAGGAGCUGGAGCAGUUCGCCAAGACAUUCAAGCAACGACGCAUAAAGUUGGGCUUCACGCAAGGCGAUGUUGGCUUAGCCAUGGGCAAAUUGUACGGAAAUGAUUUCUCGCAGACGACGAUAUCGCGUUUUGAAGCAUUGAAUCUGAGCUUUAAGAAUAUGUGUAAGCUGAAGCCGCUGCUACAGAAAUGGCUGGAAGACGCAGAUCGUACGAUACAGGCGACCGGAGGAGUUUUCGAUCCUGCUGCCCUGCAAACAGUGAGUACACCGGAAGUUAUGGGUCGGCGGCGAAAAAAGCGUACGUCUAUUGAAACCUCAAUACGGGGAGCGCUGGAGAAAGCCUUCAUGAUGAAUCAGAAGCCGACAAGUGAAGAAAUCAGCAAACUGGCCGAUCGUCUAUGCAUGGAGAAAGAAGUGGUACGCGUUUGGUUUUGCAACCGACGACAGAAGGAGAAACGUAUCAACCCCUCAAUGGACAGUCCGACCGGUGACAAUGGCAGUGAAUCGCCCUACAUGAUGAUGAUGCACUAAAACACCCCUUCAAAUAGAGCAAAUGAAACAAAGUAAGAAUAUAACUAUUAAGUGUUUAAUUAGGCAAUCAAAGUAAAAUUUACAAAAGCGAAAAUUGAAAAUAAAAAAAUCUCCCUGCAGGUAUGGGUUUGUUUGUAGUCCAAAUAUAUACAUAUGUAUGUACAUAUGUAUUUUGAGCUUAAGAAGGUCUCAUUUUGAUACAAAAAAAAAUAAAAAUUUAUGUGCAUUCCUUAAUUGAAUAUUUUAUUAACAACUAAAUUCCUUUUUUUAAAUACAAUCUGAAGUUACCCUUGUGUGCAAGUUUAUUGAAAUAAGUUUAUGAAUCUAUGUUGUAUGUUCAUUUACAUAAUGUACAUAUGUACAUAUGUAUGUACGCAUGUGAAAAUUUAGUGAAAAGGGUAAAUAGUAUUAAAAAAAAUUGAGUUAUAUGUAUUUAUGUAAGCACCUACAUUACCAGCCAGUGUUGUGAGUGCGUUAGUGGGUAAUUUAGGCAUAAAAAAAGAAACAACUAAAAUCAUAAAAACUUAUACUAAAUUAAGUGAAACGUAAA
This is a messenger RNA of Rhagoletis pomonella (apple maggot), 2167 nucleotides long. RefSeq names its product protein nubbin-like. Gene Ontology annotation, molecular function: RNA polymerase II cis-regulatory region sequence-specific DNA binding; DNA-binding transcription factor activity, RNA polymerase II-specific. Lineage: Eukaryota; Metazoa; Arthropoda; Insecta; Diptera; Tephritidae. Gene Ontology annotation, biological process: regulation of transcription by RNA polymerase II. The record is from RefSeq and is a predicted model, not a curated record. The transcript is spliced from 4 exons. Bases 1 to 1617 code for a protein of 538 amino acids.